This is a messenger RNA of Zychaea mexicana, 581 nucleotides long. RefSeq lists its product as uncharacterized. Bases 190 to 546 code for a protein of 118 amino acids. NCBI's taxonomy places the organism in Eukaryota, Fungi, Mucoromycota, Mucoromycetes, Mucorales, Lichtheimiaceae. The transcript has 2 exons. The record is from RefSeq and is a predicted model, not a curated record.
UCAUGAUCCCCAGGUUUCAUACUCUUUUUAUAUCGCCGGUUCUUUGUUCCAUUAAAGCGCACAGACCCGUCGCCGACAAUUGUUGGAUCAGAGCGGAGCACGGCAAGCGGAGCCGCAUAGUGAAACAAACAUAUACGCACCAUAAGAAAAAGACACUAGCAUGACAGUCGUCAGACUACAACGAUAAUUAUGAUCAAGGCACUUCUUCACAUUGCUGCAGUUCACUGGCUCCUUAGGGCAGUAGUGACAACAAAAUUUCUAAGCUCCGUCAUUUUGUUUAUCGGGCUCAUGAAAAAAAAGAAUCGACUGCGCGUUUUGCCCUUUAUUCUUUUCUUUAGUCUUCAUAUUCAUCUUUGUACAUUUGCAGUGUUUCUUUCAUUAUCACUUUUUACCUUUCUUUUAUUUUUCAUCCCGCUCGAGUGUCCCUGUGGUCGUGCACGGCUGGCUCUUGCUCAUCUUUUGUACAUUUGCAGUGUUUCUUUCAUUAUCACUUUUUACCUUUCUUUUUUUUUCAUCCCGCUCGAGCGUCCCUGUGGGUGUGCAUAGUUGAAGGGAGCUAGUCGUGCACGGCUGGCUCUUGC